This is a messenger RNA of Poeciliopsis prolifica (blackstripe livebearer), 1728 nucleotides long. It is a transcript of the gene hyi, whose product is annotated as hydroxypyruvate isomerase. Gene Ontology annotation, molecular function: hydroxypyruvate isomerase activity. Lineage: Eukaryota; Metazoa; Chordata; Actinopteri; Cyprinodontiformes; Poeciliidae. The coding region runs from base 831 to 1646 and encodes 271 amino acids. The record is from RefSeq and is a predicted model, not a curated record. The transcript has 8 exons. Gene Ontology annotation, biological process: glyoxylate metabolic process.
UGAGGGACGUAUCCGGUUGUUGUUGAGAGCGGGUUAUGUUAGUUUUAGGGAAGCCAGCUGGCCAGUGUGUUGUACUUGUUCAUCCUGCCAAAAGAGGAAUAGAGCUCUUAACGCGUUCAUCUACCUCUUCCUUGCCUUUGCCCACAAGGGGAGUACGACUGGUUCUGAUUCGAGCUUGUGAACCAGCGAACGUGCCGAAAUAAACACAUGUUCGAGACUUACAGAAGGUAACAAAGUGAUAUUUUUGUGAUUUCGUCGUUUAUAUAAAUUGUUCUAAUACCAUGCAUAACUCUUAAGCUUCCACUUAAGUCCAGUCACUGAAAGAAUGUUAUCCGAUUUUAAUAUUUAACAUGAACACAACCCGCUAUUUUGUAAACAUGACGGUAGCAGUUUUAGACGCGUAGCACCGACAGAUACAGGUGUCUAACGUGCUACGGUAGGAAAAUCUGACGAGGUAGCACAGAUAGUCAGAAUCGGUAUUCAAAUACGUGCCAAAACCAAGGCAAGGCAAAUAACACAAAGUAUAUCCCUCAUACAAUUUAGCGCGUUCACGACUAAAAGACACAGCAACUGUAUCGGUCACGUGGUUUACCGUAACUUGAUACGUGCACCAUAAAGAGGUUCGUUUGGUUUGCUCGGCGCAGGUGCCGAUGUUUCUUUGUCGUCUAGUCUAUCGCUACUAAAAACUUAACCCUUUAGCGUUUCCCGAAAAUGCUUAUCACAUUAUGACAAUAACAUUAACGUCGGAAUCGAACGUUGACGUUUCGCCUAUGUGGUAAAGUAGUCUGGCUGCCUGAUCACAGGGUCAUUCGCUCAAACUGGUUAACAACAUGACUGCGUUAAAGUUUUGUGCGAAUAUUUCAUGGCUGUUUACUGAGCAUCCAGACUUCAGCAAGAGAAUCUAUGCGGCUGCUUCUGCCGGGUUUCAAGCUGUGGAAGCAGCUUGGCUUUACGAUUCGGACCUGUCGGAGCUCCAGAAAGCCAAGGAGGCAACUGGAGUGGAAGUCGUCCUUAUCAACACCCCACCAGGGGAUAUAAAGGCAGGCGAUCUCGGUUUGGGAGCAGUUCCAGGGAGACAGCUGGAGUUUAGAGAAGGCCUGGAUCUUACUCUGAAGUAUGCAAAAGCUUUGAACUGCAAGAGAAUUCACCUAAUGGCAGGAAGGAUUCCAGUGGAUGUUCACAGAGCUGCAGUUGGAAGAGAAAUGGAGGAUGUCUUUGUGCAGAACCUAAACUACGCAGCUGAUAUCUUGGCCAAGGAAGGAAUCACUGGAUUGAUUGAGCCAAUCAACACAAGAAUUACAGACCCUUGCUACUUUCUGGACUCCCCUCAUCAAGCUGCAGCAAUACUGGAGAAGGUUGGCAAGCCCAACAUCCAGCUACAGAUGGACAUAUUUCACUGGCAAGUAAUGGAUGGAAAUCUGACAAAAAACAUGCACAAAUAUUUUCCCAUAAUAGGCCAUGUUCAGAUUGCACAGGUUCCAGGCAGGAAUGAACCUGACAGCGAUGGAGAGUUGUGUUACAGAUACCUGUUAAACACACUGGAAAAGCUUGGUUAUCAAGGAUAUAUUGGCUGUGAAUACAAGCCACUUGACUCCACAGAAAAGAGUCUGGGAUGGAUCCAACAAUUCUGGGCCCAGUAUUCUUGAACUUUUCUGAAAGUCCAGUGGCCUUAUAUUUUUUUCUUAAAGCUGUAGUAUGUAACUUCAAAUAAAAAAAGGUUUUUAUAUA